Molecule: messenger RNA, 1032 nt
Organism: Lichtheimia ornata
Lineage: Eukaryota; Fungi; Mucoromycota; Mucoromycetes; Mucorales; Lichtheimiaceae
Exons: 7
Coding region: 1-1032 (343 amino acids)
Biological process (GO): protein dephosphorylation
Molecular function (GO): protein serine/threonine phosphatase activity; cation binding
Source: RefSeq, a predicted model, not a curated record
AUGGGUCAAACACUUUCCGAACCAAUAACAACCAAGGAGUCUUCCGAAGGUGGAGAUGCACGCGUCAAGUAUGGAGCAUCUUGCAUGCAGGGGUGGCGAAUCAGUAUGGAAGAUGCACAUACCACCAUUCCCGAAUACAAGGACACAGGCGCAAGCUUCUUUGCUGUAUUUGAUGGUCAUGGAGGCGCUGUGGUUGCAAAGUACAGUGGCGAGCAUCUGCACGAUGUGAUAUUCGAAUCAAAGUAUUUCAAGGAAGGCAAUAUACGAGAGGCAUUGCGAAGCGGUUAUCUAGCAAUGGAUGAUGCACUGAGGAAAGAUCCUGAUCAUGAAAACGAGACCUCUGGAUGUACAGCUGUAUCCGCUUUAUUGACAAAGGACAAUGUGCUAUAUGUGAGCAACGCCGGUGAUUCGAGAGCCAUUAUCAGCAACAAUGGUCGUGCCAUUGCACUGUCUCAAGAUCACAAACCCGUCAAUGAAAAGGAAACAGCUCGAAUUGUUGAAGCAGGUGGUCAUGUCGAAUUUGGAAGAGUGAAUGGCAACCUCGCUUUAUCAAGGGCAUUGGGUGACUUUGAGUUUAAACAAAAUAAGGACUUGCCUCCCGAAAAACAAGUCGUAACAGCCGAGCCUGAUGUCACUGAACACAAAUUGACAGCCAACGAUGAAUUUGCGGUGGUAGCAUGCGAUGGUAUUUGGGAUUGUAUGACAAAUCAACAAGUCGUCGACUUUGUUCGUGGCAAACUCAAGGAAAAGGUGCCCCUGGAAACGAUUUGUGAAAACCUGAUGGAUGAGUGUUUGGCGGAUCAAUGCGAUGUUGGCGGUGUUGGAUGCGACAACAUGACCGUAAUCAUCGUGGCGUUUAUGCAAGGCAAAUCAUGGGAUGAAUGGCGUGAUUGGGUGGCUGCCAAAAUACCUGAACCCACAGGCGUCGUUCUCAAGGAAGAUAGCAGCAGCAGCAGCACGGAUGAACCAGAACCUAAAAAGCCUAGACAGGAAGAACAACAAAGUAAUGACAACAACAAAGACAAGGCUUGA